AUGACGCACGAGUUUCACUCACUGUUUCUUCCUCUCGCAGCGGAGGAGCAGGCCGUCUUCGCGGACUUCUUCCCGACUCUCGUGGCCUCGAGCACCUCGAUCCAGGACGGCGUGGCAGGCGAGCACUCAUUGCAGCCAACGGUCUCAGCAACACUCGACACAUAUAGCUCCGCCUGUGCGACCUCCCCCCACUCCCCCGGGGAGUGUGGCAGCUUACCCGAGGUUGGGCGUGGGGCCGCAACGGACGCGCAGGCUCGGUGCGACGCACCCUUACGCUCUCUUGUGUUCGCCAUCGGCAGCGCCAGAGCCGACGCGGUCAUCGUUGUCCUGCGCAGGGGCGAUGUCGUCCUCUACGGGCUCGACCGACUGCACACGCCACCUUACGAGAAGUGCCGCAUCCGGCCCCUCCCCACAACGCAACAGCUCAUGGCGGCGCGCGAGAACGCCCGCAGGUACAGUAAUGCUGACGGGGCAGCGAGUGCCGGGAGCUGGACGGAUGCCAGCUGCAGCGGGGGUGUCGCCGGAUCUCGCAGCGUCGUUAACGGCGGGGUGGAGGCGACCUGUGCAGCGCUGCUGCCGUUGCACAUCGGCUAUUGUUGCCGUAUUCCCCUCUCCGCCUCCUUCAGCUCCGCCACGCCACCAGCCGGUGGACCGCGCCGCGGCGGCGGCGGCGGCUCACGAGACGAAAGGGACGAAGACGUCGUGUACCUCCGCGGCAUCGUGGGCAGCAGCGACGGUCGUGUGAGCCUCUUCUCCGACACGUCCUACACGCUAAGCUUCGCGGCGCACGACAUCCCAGUCGCGCAGGUGGACGCGGUUCUACUGCCGCCCUGCACACUGGACAGGCGCGUGUCAACGAAUGCCAGCCCCACAACGUCAACGCGUGGCUUCAGCAGCACGGGAGCGGGCGCGAACACACGCACGGCACCUUCUGGUGAGCUGACAUCCCCUACGUCACCGCAGCCGCAAGAGCGCUUGGCGCGCGCCACGCAGCGCCUUGGGCUCGUCACCAGCGGCAACGACGGCGUGGUGCUCCUCUGGCGGCGCCUGGGAGACUCGAUGAGCCCCAUCGUGGUGGUCCGUCCCUCCACCUUCUCCAGUCGCGCCGCCUACGCCGUGUACCACCCCUCCGCCCUCUCGGCGCUGUUAUCGUCGUGGGCGCCACCAUCCCAGCGCGAGGCCGCCGUCGAUGCCGAGCUGUCGUGCCCGCCGUCGUGCCUGCUGCACGCAGCGACCUCCACCAGCCAUACUCUGCGCGUUCGCCAGCUCGCCUCCAUCUCACCAAAGCCCACACACAAGUCUCUGUCCUCGGCCGCACGUCGCGAGUCGGUGGAGGAGGCAGCCCCCACCUCCAUGAGCGCCGCACUGCCGGGCUCGUGGUCGGCGACCGUGACCGCGAUCGCCGCGCACGACAGCGUCACUCUCGUCGCCAUGGGUGCAUCCCUGCUCUCUCUCGUCAAACUCAACCCACGCUCUGCUGCGCGUGUGUGGAAGGCAGCGGAGAGCAUCACGCAGCUCGUGCUGAUUGACUCCGUGGCGCUGGCCGUGUGUGCUCGCAGCGGCACCGUGCACGUGCUCACUAUCCACCCCGGCACCGGGCGGGUCGUGCGCCAGCGCGUCUACUACAGCUACAAAAAUCGCGCCAUCCACCACACCAGCCUGCAUGUGGCGUCGCUCCUCAUGACGAUCGUUGACGUCUGCGGGUCGACGGAGCUCGUCCAGCUGCCAACGGAUGUGAUGCUGCCGUGCGACGUGCGACUGCGCCGUGGAGAAUACACAAGCGGUGACGCAGCAAACGUGAAUCUGCUCGCCUCGAUGGCCGCUCUUCGGGCGAAGGUGUGCAUUGAGGCCAUCAAGGGCGGCAGCGGCGGUGGUGUCAGUGGGAGUGUUGCAGCGAACGAGGCGGAGGUGACUGGGGGCUCCACCUCCAUGUACGAGGCGAACGCCGCGUUGGAUCAGCUCAAUGAACGGCUACUGCUCGCUCGCUACGCGGUGCCGGAGGAGUGCGACAACUUUAUGGGCGCCAACGUGCACGUCUUCUGA
Leishmania major strain Friedlin is the source of this 2043-nucleotide messenger RNA. RefSeq lists its product as hypothetical. The record is from RefSeq and is a predicted model, not a curated record. The coding region runs from base 1 to 2043 and encodes 680 amino acids. The transcript has a single exon. Lineage: Eukaryota; Euglenozoa; Kinetoplastea; Trypanosomatida; Trypanosomatidae.